AUCCUCUCUCGCCCUCUGGUGCUCUCGCAGCCCCUGGAGCAGCCAAACUCUCACUCACUGGUACGCACACACUCCAUCUUGACUCGCCUUUUUUUUCAGCUGCUGCCAGAAAAGGAGGAAGAGGAAGAAGAGGAGGAGGAAGAGAAAGAGGAGGAGGUGCAGAAGUGAGUGUGACAUGAGCAGUCGUGAAACACUCAGAGAGAGUGGAGCAGGACUUGGAAGAACAUCUGGCUGCUGCUUUCCUCUCUCUCUCUCUCUGCUCUGCAUUGCUCUGUGUGUGUGCGUGUGUGUGCGUGGAGGCAGUGAUGUCUCACACACAGUGUCAGGACCUUCUGUAGAUCUCUCUCCAGCUUCUGUUACUCCACUGUGUCUGUUGUAAAGAUGAGGAGAGAUCGUCUCCUCUUGGCCACGACCCUCACUGCCAUCCUCUCCGCCGACCUCUACUUCAUCCUUCUGCCGAAGCUGAGGAACAUCAGACGAAGGUCGGAGCCCCUCUGCUCUUGUGGUUCCAACAAUCUGAGCAGAGACGCUACUCCUCCAGGGUUGAACUGGACCUCAGUGUCACCUCAGCUGGUUGGGCUGACCCGCAGAGAGACCAAAGAUGGAGGAUCGAAGCUGGAGAAGCUUUUCUCUCACCCGCUCUACAACAUCCAGACUCCUGCUGUGGGUCCAGAGGAGAAGCUGCUGCAGGAGGAGCAGCUGUCAGAGUAUGUUAAGAAGAAGGUGACCCGGUGGGAAAGGCACAUGAAACUGUACAGCGAGGCAGCAGUCGCUCUCUCCAACAUCACUCUCAUCCAACACAAGAUGACGCUUGACCCCAAAGCCAGCUGGCUGAGGUUCCACCUGGGUAUAAACCGAUACGCCCUGUACUCCAGGGAUGACCCGGCCGUCCCACAGCUGCUCAGGGACAUGCAGAGGAUGACUAUAGCCAACGCAGAUUACACUCAGGAUGAAAAAGCCCUUAAAGGAGCGUGUGACUGCAGCCAAGUGGUGAAACCUAGUGGUCAUCACCUGAAACUGGCUCUGAAGAUGACCAACUAUGCUAAGGCCAUGUUUAAGCCAAUGAGGCAACAGAGACACGAGGAGACUCCAGAGGACUUCUUCUACUUUGUGGACUUUCAGAGGCACAACGCAGAGAUUGCAGCCUUUCACCUGGACAGGAUCCUGGACUUCCGCAGAGUUCCACCUGUAGCUGGGAGAUUGGUGAACAUCACAGGUGAAGUGCUGGAGGUCACACACACCGAAGAUCUACGAGCUGUUUUCUUCACCUCACCAGCCAACAACACAUGUUUCUUUGCCAAGUGCCUGUAUGUGUGUAAGACUGAAUACGCGGUGUGUGGUACUCCUGAUCUUCUGGAAGGUUCUCUGUCUGCAUACCUGCCCGGACUCACCAUAGCGCCCCGUAUCUCCAUCCCAAACCCCUGGAUACGCUCCUACAGCUUCACCGGACGAGAAGAGUGGGAAGUGAAUCCUUUCUACUGUGACAGUGUGAAACAGAUGUAUCCAUACAACUCCGGCAACAGGCUGCUCAACAUCAUCGACAUGUCCAUCUUUGACUUCCUGACAGGAAACAUGGACAGACACCACUAUGAGAUAUUCACCAAGUUUGGAGACGAAGGAUUCCUUUUGCACUUGGACAAUGCCAGAGGGUUUGGGAGACACGCCCAAGAUGUGAUGUCUAUCCUGGCUCCUCUAACUCAGUGCUGCAUGAUCAAGCGCUCCACCCUGCUGCGACUCCAGCUCCUGGCACAACCAGCGUUCAGACUCAGCGACAUGAUGAGAGAGUCUCUUCAGGGGGAUCCAUUGUGGCCGAUUCUGACCGAACCCCAUCUCCAAGCCAUGGACCGCCGGUUACACAAAGUGCUCAAAGCUGUGCGGCAGUGUGUCAGGAGGCUGGGGGAGGACGAGGUGAUCAUUAAGGACUUUGUCAAAUCCACAGCAGAAUCUGGGACCAGCACAGAGAGGAAAAAGAGCAGGUAACACUGGAUGACCCUGACACAGGACUUCACCUCGUCAACAAACCGGGUUCAGCUGGUUUUUGUUUAAGGAAGACGGCGUGGAGCGAAGGUUCAGAACAUAAAGCACUGCCGGCUUCAGAUUCCUGCCAGCGACAGAGAGCUACAAUUUUAUUUUCCUUUUCUUUCUGUUCAAUCGUGGUCAUAAAACUCCCCUAAGGGGCACUUUAUGACUGUUGGUGAACACCAUGUGCACUAAAGUUGUUAUAAAAGGGUUUUUAAGUAUAAAUUAAGACCUUCAAAAGAAGGAACAUUAGCUGAAGGGGGCAAAGGGGGGUAAAAAUAAAGCUGGAAAAAAAAGAACAGGAAAAUUCAUUCAUACAUGGAGUUGAUGUGACUGUCACAGACAUUCAGUGCUGCAGAGGACUUUAUGUAAGAAUUGUGAUUCACUGGAUCAGAGUUUUUAUUCAAUGACUGAUGAAAAUCCUGACUGUGGGAGAGAGAUCGGUGCCACGUCUGUGUAGUGGGCUUCAGGGGAAUAAAGACAUUUUAAGUUAUGAAA
Cynoglossus semilaevis (tongue sole) is the source of this 2517-nucleotide messenger RNA. It is a transcript of the gene fam20a, whose product is annotated as FAM20A golgi associated secretory pathway pseudokinase. Bases 382 to 1980 code for a protein of 532 amino acids. Gene Ontology annotation, biological process: enamel mineralization. The record is from RefSeq and is a predicted model, not a curated record. Gene Ontology annotation, cellular component: Golgi apparatus. The transcript has 11 exons. Gene Ontology annotation, molecular function: protein serine/threonine kinase activator activity. NCBI's taxonomy places the organism in Eukaryota, Metazoa, Chordata, Actinopteri, Pleuronectiformes, Cynoglossidae.